GGUUUCUGUCAAUUACAAAAAAUUGAAGAAAAUACUAGUAUGUAUGUAGAAGAAAAGUGUAUGUUUUUCGUUAUAACAAAAGAAAAAGAAUUUUUCAAUAGUAGCUAAUGAGAAAGGCUGUUGUUUUAUAAAAUAACAUAAGAAAAUAUAUUUGUUUUUCAUAUGCCUAAUUUUGAAAUUAAUAAAUAGGGUGCAAAUUUAUUUAUUAGUAGAAUAAAAAAAAGCUUUAUGUUUAUUGAAGAUGAAAGAAGAAUGGAGCAUUCUUUGCACUCCUGAGUGUGAACUUUCGCCUGAGGAACAAAAUAGUCUGUACAUAGCAAUUGAUAAUGGAACACUUGGGGAAUUACAGUGGAGAUGUCCAGGAAGAAGAUCUCCUUCGCCUUUGAAUAAGAACAAAGAACAGAAGCCUGAAAAAAACAUUCAAAAGGAACCUCAGACUAAAAACGAUUUUGAUUUUAUGGAUGAUGUUAUCCUUCCAACGAUGAGAGUACGAAGCCAUAACACAGCUAAAAGUUCAAAUGUUAAGAAAAAAGCAAAUUUUGCUGGAGUCUUGGAGUCUUUAAAAAAGCAAAUGCAGAACCAAUAAAAUGUUAAAUGUAAUAUACAUAUUUUGCAGAAUUUAAUUUAAAAUAUACUACAUAAAUACAGUAUGGAAAUUUGGAUUCGUAGAUGAAGCUGAAUAGUAAUAUUUAUUUGCAAUAUAUAAUUAAUUUUGUCAUACUGUAAUUAAUAUUUUCCUAUUUUGAAUUUUAAUAAAGUGUUAUUUAUACUAAAAAAAAAGAUGGUUAUUUAAUUUUAGAAUAUUUAUUGAGAAUAAAAUUUUUGAUAAGUAUAUUUUUUCAUA
Condylostylus longicornis is the source of this 844-nucleotide messenger RNA. RefSeq lists its product as uncharacterized. Lineage: Eukaryota; Metazoa; Arthropoda; Insecta; Diptera; Dolichopodidae. The coding region runs from base 242 to 586 and encodes 114 amino acids. The record is from RefSeq and is a predicted model, not a curated record. The transcript is spliced from 2 exons.